Molecule: messenger RNA, 2793 nt
Organism: Schistosoma intercalatum
Lineage: Eukaryota; Metazoa; Platyhelminthes; Trematoda; Strigeidida; Schistosomatidae
Source: the annotation of a GenBank genome assembly
AUGGCUACUAAACUAAAGUUCAAACUAGCUGAUAAAUUUCAGCCUUGCUUUAACUCUCAAUAUCCAAUCUUCUACACUAAGUCAGGUAAAAUUUAUUGUGGAAGAGAUGUUGAUGACUCACUGUGUAUAAAUGUACUCGAUGAAAAUUCGUUCACUUUGGUCAACAGAAUUCGGGAUGAUGAGGUUAUCACAUCUUUCGUUGUCGAUGAAGCCGGAUCGGAGAUAUUUAUUGCUACUAAGAACUUGCUUUUAAAACGUCUUGAUAGCCUCUCCCUAAGGCCUACAAAAGUGUGGAUGUCUUGUCACCAAAGAAUCGUGCAGAAAAUGGCGCUUAACAAAACUUCAACACGAUUAGCUACCGGUUCAGGAGAUACGGUUGUUAGAUUAUGGCAUAUUGGUCCAAAGGAAGGCUUCUCAAAAAGCUGUCGACUGCACCAGGGAAUGAUAACACUAUUGAAAUUCCAUCCGACAUUACCGUACCUUUUCUCAUCGUCAGUGGGUGAUCACUUUGUAGCUGUGUGGGACACUGAGACUGGAAAACAUGUCUCUUCUCUUGAAGGUCAUCAAAGCAUUGUUACAAGUUUGGACUUCAAUGCUGGAAAGAAUGAAUUAGUUACAUGUGGGCGCGAUAAAGUUCUUAUUGUCUGGUCGUUCGUAGACUUCACAAAGCAAAAAGUCAUACCUACCUUUGAGAGCUUAGAAGCUUGUACUUUCCUUCCUGUUGGCGCAUUAACAAAUCACUUGGGUCACACGUUUUCUGAAAGCAAUACUUCUUUAUUGUUGACUGGCGGUCAGUGGGGCUGUUUGCGUUGCUGGGAUGUAGAUACUGGGCGUUGUGUGUUAGAGAUCAAGGGUCCCUUAGAUCGGACUCCUCAGUCUGAUUCUGGUAGUUCCACUGCGUUAGAUCGCCACUCAAUUGACUAUGGACUUCAUUCCAUCAGUCAUUUGAAUGUAUACAAUAUAAAAGACAGUAAUGAUAAUGUGUUGGAUGAAAGUGAAAACUCAUCCUUACGAUUAAUUCUUGUGCGUCAAAGUAAUCAUGUUGAAUUUUAUAACCCAAUGGUCGGCAAAUUAACAGCUGAGUUCUUAGGUGACAUUGGACAAGUUGAUCAAUUAUGCAUUGUAGGCAAAAAUCACAAUUAUCUUAUUCUAGCUGAUGCGUCACCUCACAUGAAAAUUUUCCUCAAUCCAUAUGGACUCAGUUUAAAGGGAAAAAAUACAACUGAAGAUAAUCUUAAUAGUAAAACAAAUGGUUCAUGGAAAUGUCACCUUAUUCCCGGUGGUCAUACUGAUGUGAUUAUGGAUUUGACUGUAUCCAUAUGUGGUCAAUGGAUUGCAAGUGGUUCUAAAGACCAAUCUAUUUGUUUAUGGCAUCUAAUAGAAUCAGAAGAUUCAACAUCGUCAUCACUACAUAAAUCUAAGAAUGUUCCUGUCAAAUUGGAUCUUAUUACUCAAAUUCAUAAGGCACAUGCUGCUCAUAUCAGUUCUGUUUGCUUUGAUAGAUUGACAACACAUCUUAUAUCUAGUUCAGAAGACGGUAUUUUAAAAGUUUGGAAUGUUCAGUGUAAUAACUUAGAUAAACCAGAUUCUGUGUUAUCAGAAUUAAACACAAUUCAUGGAGCCCAUGGCGGAGUAAUCAAUUCAAUUGAUGUUUCCGUUGAUAAUCGUCUUGUUGCUACUGCAUCACGUGAUAAAACUGUCAAGAUAUGGGAAUUUAAAAAACAAAGUUUACAUUGUCAAGGGGUUCUUCAGGGUCACCGUAGAGGUGUUUGGUCUGUUUGCUUUUCAAGAUUUGAGAAAAUUGCACUUACUGCUUCGGGUGAUGGAGAUGUAAGAUUGUGGAAUUUAAAAGAUUUCUCGUGUAUCCGUACAUUGGAAGGCCAUGAUCAACCAGUGUAUAAGGCAGUUUUUCUUUCUCACGAUAAACAAAUAUUAUCAUGCGAUCAGAAAGGAUUAAUAAGAUUGUGGAAUGUAUCCAAACCACCUAAAAAUAAUCAAGAAAAAUCUGAAAAUGUUGAUAAACUAUCCUCUGAAGAAACUUCAUCUUUAGUUUAUGAAGCACACGAUGGAAGAAUAUGGUCAUUAGCUAUUUGCCCAGAUGAAUCUGGUUUUUUCACUGGUGGUGAAGAUGAAACAUUAUGUUAUUUUGAAGAUAUUACAGAAAUAUUGCUGAAUGAAACAUCACAACAGCAAGAAGAAUAUAUUCAAACACAACAAGAAUUGGAUAAUCUUGUACACAAACAAAUGUAUGCCGAUGCUGUUCAUUUGGCUGUCAAAUUAGACCAACCUAAGCGAACAUUAGACAUACUACAGGAACUUUUGACUCAAGAUAAUUUCAAACAGACUUGCAAAGAUAAUCAAAGUAUCAAAUAUCCAACACAAGCUGCGAAUUUAUUGUCAGUACUUGAUGAUUUUGCAAAUAAAAGUCACAGUGAAAAUCUUAAUGAUUCACUUAAUCUAAGUCAACGACUUUUAUCUUAUGCUAUCAACUGGAAUACAAGGACUAGAACAUCAAUGAUAAGUCAGUUUGUAUUGAAUUGGAUUCUAACCCGUUGGAAACCAGAAGAAUUACUUGAAUGGCCAAAUUUUAGUCAAGCGAUACAAUAUCUCCUUCCGUAUACAACUCGUCAUUAUCAACGUAUAUGUAGAUUGGAAGAACAACUGGCAAUUCUAAACUAUAUUUCUGAGGUGACUGAUGAACAUUUAAUUUCUACUAACACUUUUCAUGAACCAAUGGAGUUAGACAAUGAUCAAAAUAAUAUAAGAUCAACGAUAAAUGAUGUAAACGUUUAA